CACAAUCCCCCCCUGUGCCCAGUGUUUGCAGGAGCAUCGUGUGAUGGGUACUAUGGAGUCCAAUUCUGCACGUGGAAUAUCCAUGUUCUUCAGUGUUUUUCUAAUGGCUUUUCUUAUCACCCCACCUUGUAAUGGAGGUAAGAUUCUGGUGUUUUCUUUGGAUGGUAGUCACUGGAUCAAUAUGAAGCUCAUGAUUGAGGAACUCCACGCCAGAGGACAUAGCAUCUCUGUGAUCCGACCGUCAACGAGCUGGUACAUUGAAGAGGUGUCCCCUUUUUAUGACUCCAUCAAUAUCCCUCAAUCCAAGCAAUUUGAAGAUCUCAUUCAAGGAUUUUUAGAGAGGUAUAUAAGGGUACAGAGAGAAGGAUCGUCGUCACAUACGUUCCUUAAACUCACUGGGCAGUUCCUCUCAAUGAUCUCUGAGAUUCAUUCAAUGUACUGUGAUAUGCUUGCUCAAAUCUUUGAAGAUCCAAGGCUUCUCCAGAGCCUAUCAGUGGCCCGGUAUGACCUGGUUCUGACUGACCCUGCUAUCGCCUUCGGUGUCGUCCUCGCCAAGUAUCUCAAGCUUCCUACGGUGCUCAACGUCCGCUGGAUCACCAGUGGAGACGGCCAUUCCAUCAUCGCCCCGUCGCCGCUGUCCUACAUCCCUGUCCCGGGCUCGGGGCUAACAGACAACAUGAGCUUCACGGAACGCAUCAAGAACCUGUUUUUCCAAGGCCUCAUUGUUUUCCAGGAGGUGUUCAUGAUUGGGCCUCAUUAUGAAGCCAUUUGUGACAAGUACAUUGAGGGAGGGUGUGACACCAGCUCACUCCUCCAGGAAGCGGAUAUUUGGCUGUUCCGGUCUGACUUUGUGUUUGACUUUCCUCGACCCACCAUGCCGAAUGUGGUUUAUAUAGGGGGCUUCCAGUGCAAGCCUGCCCAGCCCCUCCCAGCUGACCUUGAAGCGUUUGUUGAGAGUGCCGGGGAGCAUGGAGUGAUAAUCAUGACCUUGGGUACUUUUGUGGGUGUGUUACCAGAUGACAUCGCAGAGGAUAUUGCCAGGGUCUUUGCAAAGAUGCCUCAAAAGGUCAUUUGGAGGCACACUGGAAAAAUACCAUCUUCUUUGGGCAACAACACACUGAUCGUUGAUUGGAUGCCCCAGAAGGACCUCCUGGGACACCCUCAGACCAAGGUGUUUGUGGCUCACGGAGGAACCAAUGGAGUCCAGGAGGCCAUAUACCAUGGGGUCCCAGUGCUGGGCAUACCCCUGUUCUUUGACCAGUUCGACAACCUGCUUCGUCUACAGGAGAGGGGAGCGGGAAAGAUUAUAAGGCUGGCUGAUGUUAACUUUCACAGCUUUGAGCAGGGACUCAAGGAAGUGCUCCACCAAGACAGUUACAGUCACAACAUGCAGAGACUGUCCGGUCUGCACAGAGACCAGCCGAUUCCUCCCAUGGACCACGCCAUCUUCUGGGUGGAGUACGUGAUGCGCCACAAAGGUGCAGCCCACCUGCGUACACAGGCUUAUAAGAUGCCCUGGUACUCCUACUACUCUAUAGAUGUACUGGUGGCUCUGUCGGCUGCAGGAAGCUUCUUUCUUCUCGCUACUUUUAUCAUGUUUAGGUUGUUAUGCUGCAGAGGGAGAACAUCAAAGGUCAAAAAAAAUUGACAAUUACAGACACAACUGUAACAAAAAUGUUAAUGAAUGAUCAUAAAAAAUAAAUCAAAUCUAAAAUGUU
Molecule: messenger RNA, 1718 nt
Organism: Gadus chalcogrammus (walleye pollock)
Lineage: Eukaryota; Metazoa; Chordata; Actinopteri; Gadiformes; Gadidae
Product: UDP-glucuronosyltransferase 1A5-like
Exons: 4
Coding region: 44-1648 (534 amino acids)
Molecular function (GO): UDP-glycosyltransferase activity
Source: RefSeq, a predicted model, not a curated record